Messenger RNA from Vanessa tameamea, 2037 nucleotides. It is a transcript of the gene SOCS5, whose product is annotated as suppressor of cytokine signaling 5. The coding region runs from base 351 to 1418 and encodes 355 amino acids. The record is from RefSeq and is a predicted model, not a curated record. The transcript is spliced from 12 exons. Gene Ontology annotation, molecular function: 1-phosphatidylinositol-3-kinase regulator activity. Gene Ontology annotation, cellular component: phosphatidylinositol 3-kinase complex. Lineage: Eukaryota; Metazoa; Arthropoda; Insecta; Lepidoptera; Nymphalidae. Gene Ontology annotation, biological process: intracellular signal transduction; phosphatidylinositol phosphate biosynthetic process.
AUAAUAGAUCAAAACAUUCGGAACGUUUUCAAACAAAAUGUCACCGACUUAGUAAUUGCGUAUAUUCUCUGCGUGCUAUUUAUUAUAAAACAUAUUAUAUUAUUGUUGUCAAUAUAAAAAUAGCAUGUGUUUAGUGCCAUAAAAUAAUGUGAAUAAUUAUUGUGUCAAAUAUUACUUCCUAAUUGUGUUAUAAGGUGAUAUUAGUUAUGAACGAAAAUAUCCGAAUAACUUGAAACGGUAUUGUGAAAUAAUAUCGAAAACGAAAAAUUUUAGGAUCGACCAACAAACAAAUAAUCAGACAUGAUAGUUCGCUGGUCGAACUACUCAUAGUAGCGAGGAUCGAUUCCGAUAUGGGUCAGCAAACGUCGAGGAAGAGCGGCGAGUGCACCUGCGGUUGCGGCGCCUGGGAGAGACGUCGGUACGCGGAGUCGCCGAGCAGCGUGCACCGCUACGUGAGCGCCGUCACUGACAGAUGGAGUGCGAGGGAGUGCGCGUGCCGGCGACGCCGGUGGCGCCGGCCGGCCUGCGUGUGCACCGCCUACCGCCGCGUCAGCGACGCCUGCCACGACGACCGUUUGGCUGCAGUACUGACGCUGGGCGCGAGGGACCUCCGACGGGAAUUGGACGCCAUUGUCAUUAACACAGACACAGAUACGAACAGAGAGAUAGGGGAGCCCACAGCUGAAGUAUAUGUACUGUCAGUGGCGCCUCGGACCGACGGUGAGACCUCCCAAGAGGGUAGGAGGGCCGAACUGGCUCAGGCCAACGAUCCCUCAAUCAGGCGUUUCCAGGUGGUCUGCGGUGGUGAACUGCGCGCGUUGUUGCUACGUGCGCCCCCCCUCGCGCACCAGCCCCUGCCGCCUCCGCUCACGACAGUGCACACGCAGGUUGAUUACAAGCACUGCUUAGUACCGGACUUACAAGAAAUAACCGCUUGCUCGUUCUACUGGGGCAAGAUGGACAGAUACGAGGCGGAACGUCUGCUUGACAACAAACCUGAAGGCACGUUCCUGCUGCGCGACUCUGCGCAGGAGGAGCACCUGUUCUCGGUGUCGUUCCGCAAGUACGGGCGCUCGCUGCACGCGCGCAUCGAGCACUACCAGCACCGGUUCAGCUUCGACUCGCACGACCCCGCCGUGUUCGCCGCGCCCACCGUCACCGGCCUCAUCGAGCACUACAAGCAGGACCCCGCGUGCGUGAUGUUCUUCGAGCCGAUGCUGACGGCGCCGCUGCCGCGCACCGCGCCCUUCUCGCUGCAGCAGCUGGCGCGCGCCGCCAUCGUUUCCCGCCUCAGCUACGACGGCGUGGAGCAGCUGCCGCUGCCGGCCCGCCUGCGCGCCUACCUCAAGGAGUACCACUACCGGCAGCGCGUGCGCGUGCGCCGCCUGGAGCCCGACGCCUACGAGCCGCAGAUGUAGCAGCAUCCGUGGCACGACAGGAAUGUCGUGCUGCUGAUGUUCGGAGCCAUUGUGCUGUUGCAAGCGAACAGCUUGUACGCGUUGUACCUCAACAUGAGUCGAUUCUACGGUGCAAAUCAGUGACUGAGUGUAGUGAUCGGGAUGCUGGUGGUUAUGGUGACUUUGUGAUUAGUGAUUAUGAGAUGGAAGAAGAUAACAGCAUAGAGGAAUCUCCAUUGGGGAGAUAUUUUAGUGGAGAGUUUCCUGGCAAUUGUGUGGAAUGGACUCCGCUUCUAUGCUCCACGUCUUGAUAUCGACAAGCAGUGAUAUGAACUUAAUGUAAAUGUACAUUUGAAUGUUGAACGGCAGAGCUAUUAUCAUUUGUUUAAUUAUUGUUAUCGUGAAGAGACGAAUGAAUAUUACAUAAUGGUACUAUGUAAAUAAUAUCAUGGUUGUUUUGAGAACGAAUUAAGUGCAAUAAUUAAAUAAUUUAUUAAUAGUUUAAUGUGAUACCCGAGUUAAUCAGGAUUGGAUACAUUACAAGCACAAUGUAACUGUGUUGCUUUUGGAUUAUACUUUAAUGGUUUCAGUGGUGGAUUUACUAGCAAAGCUGAACAGGCUUGAGCGUAGAGCAAUUUUU